Molecule: messenger RNA, 5132 nt
Organism: Numida meleagris (helmeted guineafowl)
Lineage: Eukaryota; Metazoa; Chordata; Aves; Galliformes; Numididae
Gene: CILK1
Product: intestinal cell kinase
Exons: 14
Coding region: 296-2164 (622 amino acids)
Biological process (GO): protein phosphorylation; cilium assembly; intraciliary transport
Cellular component (GO): cytoplasm; nucleus; cilium
Molecular function (GO): ATP binding; protein serine/threonine kinase activity
Source: RefSeq, a predicted model, not a curated record
UCCCGCGCGGGCGGCCAUCCCGGGGGAGGCUCCGUCUCCGCUGGAUGGCGCCAGUUCCGGCCCGCCGUGCGGGGCUGCGGGCUCGGCUGGGCCCGGCCUGGAGCGUGCCGAUGCCCGCAGCGAGCGGAGCCCUUCUCUUGCCAUGCACCAGAGGCUAAGUCUUGAAAACAUGAUUCCUGCAACUGUUGACACUGUCCUGAGUGCUCUGUAUUUAUGCUGCCACAGAAAGAACUGGUUACAGUCGGAGAAGAAACCCUAAGGACUCAAAUGCGCUUGCAGCUAAAGUAUCCUCAUCAUGAAUAGGUACACAACUAUCAGACAGCUUGGUGAUGGGACCUACGGCUCUGUCCUCCUAGGGAGAAGCAUUGAAUCUGGGGAGCUAAUAGCCAUUAAAAAAAUGAAGAGAAAGUUUUAUUCCUGGGAGGAAUGCAUGAACCUUCGGGAGGUUAAGUCUUUGAAGAAACUAAACCAUGCCAAUGUAGUGAAGCUCAAAGAAGUUAUCAGGGAAAAUGAUCAUCUGUAUUUUGUGUUUGAGUACAUGAAGGAAAAUCUUUAUCAGUUAAUGAAAGAAAGAAACAAACUGUUUCCUGAGGCCACAGUUAGGAAUAUUAUGUAUCAGAUCCUACAAGGGCUUGCAUUUAUCCAUAAACAUGGAUUCUUUCAUAGAGACUUGAAACCUGAAAACCUCCUUUGUAUGGGACCAGAGCUUGUGAAAAUAGCAGACUUUGGCUUAGCCCGAGAAAUCCGAUCGAGACCUCCUUACACCGAUUAUGUAUCCACAAGAUGGUACAGGGCUCCUGAAGUCCUUCUGAGAUCCACUAGCUAUAGCUCUCCAAUAGAUAUUUGGGCUGUCGGUUGUAUAAUGGCAGAAGUUUACACACUGAGGCCUCUCUUCCCAGGCGCCAGUGAAAUUGAUACAAUAUUCAAAAUUUGUCAAGUGUUGGGGACACCAAAGAAGAAUGACUGGCCUGAAGGCUACCAACUUUCAUCGUCCAUGAAUUUUCGCUGGCCUCAGUGUGUACCUAACAAUCUAAAAACCCUUAUACCUAAUGCUAGCAGUGAAGCAGUGCAACUCAUGAGAGACAUGCUGCAGUGGGAUCCCAAAAAGCGGCCAACAGCUAGCCAGGCGCUUCGAUAUCCAUACUUCCAGGUUGGACAUGCCCUAGGCCUUCAGGAACUGACAAGACAAAAGGAACUCCAUGAUAAAUCAUCUCUGCAGAUUAAGCCUGUCCCUCCAGCACAACCUCCUUCAAAAUCCCACGCCCGCAUUUCUUCACGGCCAUUUCAGCAAAGCCAGACUUCACAACAUUUGGUCUAUCCGUGUAAGACAGAUAACUCUGGGGCUGACCACAGUAAAUAUUUACAGGAGGACAAGUCUAACCAGGUUCUUCUGCCUGCAAUUCACAAUAAGGUUUCUCAGCAGAAAACAUCUACUGGGACUGAGAACAUAAAUGGUGAACUUAAACCAAAAGCUAGGCGAAGGUGGGGACAUCUUGCUAGGCCAGUGAAGAAUUCUGAAGAGUGGGAUGACUUGGAAGACCUUGAUUUCAGCUCUUCUGUCACGAGGGUUGACUUGAAAAACAAGAAGAGGCAGGGUGAUGAAUCUGUUUGUAGAUUUGAGAGCAUUUUGGACCUGAAGCCUUUGGAUGCCGUUGGCUCCGGCAGCAGUGCACCUUCCCAUGCUAUCUUCCCACGGCAAGACACUCCCACACUGCAAGUUUCUGCAGCAAAGCAGCACUACCUGAGACAUUCUAGGUAUCUACCCGGAGUAAACACAAGAAAUAGCAUAGUCUCCGCUUCAAGCAAGGAGCCUGUUCCAUCUAAUCCCUGGCCCGGUUCUGGUUUGCCUGGAAAAGCUUCAGUUUUGGGAGGAAGUAUUAACAGGAUAAAUUCAGGUCCCAUAGGAUCGGGUGGUCUAACUGGUGGUUAUAUCCCUUCAUUUCUGAAGAAGGAAGUAGGCUCUGCUGGGCAGAGGGUUCAGUUAGCGCCGAUUGUGGAUCCAUCUUCAAAUUAUGCUUCUCUGAAGUCAGUGAGACCCCAGCUUGGACAGCCACCAUUCAAUUCACCUUCGAAAAGCACCCCGGGGCUGAUGGCUCUUCCACCCCCGGCUCAGCCCAUCCACGGCCGUGUUGACUGGUCUGCAAAGUACGGCGCUCACCGGUGACGCGUGCAGACACUCUCCCAGCGGUGCUUAUUUCCCCUGAGAUGGUGACUUAAUGUGUGACGAUUUUAUAUUGUUUUAUAGACUUGUAAAUUUAAAAGAAACAAAUCUUCUAUGGUCGAGACCUUUCCGAAGGUUAUUUCGGUUUUGUUUUUUUAACUUUUAUUUGUAUUCAUUUCAACGCAAUCUUGUACUUUUUUUUUGUAUGAAAUUUUGUUAUAUAAUUGGGUCCAAUUAUUUUCAUAAAUCUGAUACAUUUUGUAUAUAUGGCUUAGGGAUCUUGGCAUUUUUAUAUGAUAAAUUUUUAUAACAAACUUUUUUAAAUGGUAGCUUUUCCUUUAUGGGAUUCGACAUUUUUAUAAAAACGAGUUUUAAAAACAAAAAGCGAAGCGGUGCAAUAUUGCGAUGGAAGAGAAGAGCGAGGAAGGGGCAUUCAUUAGAUAUGUUCUAAAGCUUAUGCGCUAAGUGAGACUGUAUCAUUUCAGUGAUGCCACAUCUUGAUGCCACCCUACUGUUGCGUACUCGUUUGCUUUGUACAUCAAAGGAAUGAGUGAGCAACAGUGUAACCUCUGCUUUGCAGCCACUGAGAGAGACUGCUGGAAGUCCUAAGUCAGUGGGAAGCUUUUCUUUUUUUUUCUUUUUUGUAUUUAUUUUUUUUAACUUCACAAGGCUUUUGUUGGACUGCUGCCUGGCCUUCCAGUCCCAUUCUUUUGCUUUUACCAAAUCUGGGUAAUCUUGUUUUGUGAAGGAUAAUGGGUAGAUUUGUUUUCUGACACUGCUUGUUUGUCCUGCUUCAAAGUUACCUCUUGGUGUUGUUCACUAUGAAAGAGAAUGUGGACCUACCUCUCUUAAAUUUGUUGAAAUGUUUCCUAAUGACUAACAAGGAGAAACAUCAGGUUCUGUUUUUGUUGUUGUUGGAAUUGUAAGAUGCAAGAACAUGUUUAAGGCAGUACUGAGAGUUGCGAAGCUGGUUUCGUAGUAAAAAAGUAUUAGUGAGAUGCCACCAGCAGAGUUUAAGGAAACAGUAUCUAUGCAUUUGACUUAAUUUUUGUAACUGUUUUAAAUGACUUUGAAGGGGGAAAAAAACAUAAAUUUGGAGCAAAUGAAUAUGUUCAAGCUUCAGUUCUUCUUCAUUUCAACAUGUCUUCACUUGUGAUGUGAAGAGUAUGUCAGUUGCUGUAAAUUAGGCCCCCAGACUCUACUGGGUAAAAACGAGGCCUUAUGUCAUACUGCUAAAAACCAUUCAGUUUGAAGGAGAAAAUGAAUGAGCGCGUUCUAGACAAAGGAAGCUUGUUUCUGCACUGGAAGGGAGCGCCGCAGUUCGACUAUCAGCAAGUGGUUCAUUUUGGUCAUAGGCAGCAUUUGGCUGUUCUGGGGAAGCUGCACCCCGGAGUAGGCUGCUGGCUCAGUGCUGGGGGAACCGGGAGGGGCUCUGGUCACUGUUGGCCUUUACUGACUCAAUCCACAGUGAGUCCACAAGGCAGAAAGGACCAGAAGUGUCUAAGCAUUAAAGAAGUGCAUACAUAAGACUUGCACAUGCCAUGAAUGUGUCCAGCUACACCAGGCACUUGUUCUUAACAAGUGCUAGCAGCAAACAGUACCUAACUGCUUUCAUAGCAGUAAUGCCAGUGCGUAGCAAUGACCAUUCCAAUUCUAAACCACACGCUGAUGUUGUGUUUGAGUAAGUGGGAAGGGAAAUAUGUAUAUUUGUGUUAGAAACUGGAAAGAUAGUUGUUUCUUUUGGUGGAAAUAAAUAUCUGUAUUUAUGUCUAGAUGUCAUUUAAUUUAUUUUUUUGCUGAAUAAUCAAUUCAGGAGGAAAUAGCCUGAACCUGUCCUAAGUAUCCCUACACCCACGUAGGCAGUUUAUGUAAUCUGUUCCGUACAUACAAUUCCUAUGAAUGGAAGCAGGAGACAAGCCAUGAGAGCGGGCUGCUGAGGCUUGGGCUCAUCCUACCUAACCACACAUGCCUGAGCUUCUUCCAAAGCAGGGAGGAGUGAGAAUUGCCUCACAAGAAGUGCAGCUCACCUGAGGACUCCCCUGGAGAUGCCCAAGCCUCUCCCUGUCAACAGCGGGGACUGUUCCACAUGUUCAAAGUGGUACAGGAUGAAUAUGGACCUGGCCUGUGUAUAUGUGAGCCCCCAUCAGCCCAGCCCUGUUUUCUUGCAUAUAAUGUUCGGUCUUAGUCAGUCCAGCAAAAGUAUUAGAAAAUGUAGUAGUACACUUGUUACCACAACUCCUCCUUUCCUGAAUAAAAGCCUUUAUUUUGGAGGAAAAAAAGCCAAUAAUCUUGACAUUCAGAAUGACACCUGCUACUUUUAGCUUAGUGGGGUGGGAAAACUGCAAAAUGUUGCUAUUCUGGCAGCACUCUUGUAGCCUUUACACAAGCAAAUUCCCGUGGAAGUUGGGGAUGUUCUUUUUCAAUAAGGAUUAACCUGACUGAGCAAUGUGUUAUGUGCAGUGCGUCGGAGUGCAGUGCAGAGGGAAAAGCUGUCAGCCUGUUGGUUAUACUGAGAGCUGGACAAGCUGCAUAUCAGAGCAUUUGUCAUCGUAGCAUCCUACUUCGUGAUGUAAUGCUUAGCAGCGUCGUUACGCGAAACGUUGUUGGAAUUCUGCUGUUUACUUGUUCUCAGCCUUAAGCAUAACGUGUGGUAUUGACUUCUGGGAAUAAAGCGGCCCCAUUCACCCCUGCCAUCCAGAUCUUCCUAAGUCUUGUGUCAGUGCCACAAUAUUAGCCACAAAGCCAUGCAACCCGUGGUGUUUCUGUAUCUGGUAAGGCUGUUGGUGCAAAUGCGAUGUUUCAUAGAGAACUGUUUUGAACUUACAUGAAGAGCAUGGAAUUGUCAAAGUAAGAUCAUAAAGAAAUAAUGCUUCUUGUUUAUUCAGUGUUUUUAUUCAAAAAUGUUAUAAAUGUUUGUUUCAUUCCUUCUCUGUCAAGUCUCCUGCCCAGAAUAAAGUUACUCUUGAAGAAA